UUUCUAAACAUUAGUGCAUGCUGGAUUCAAAAAUAUUUAGUUUUAAUUUAUUUAAUUACAAAAAUGUCUAAUGACGGAGAAAAGUCUUCAACAUCAAACGGCUUAGCUCCAGAUCCGCAGCAGAGGCUGGCGUCGUUAAAACCAACCCGAGACCUUACCUUGGGCGGAGUAAAACCUAACAAAAAAGUGUUCACACCGAAUUUAAACGUGGCUAGGAACAAAAACAAGGGACCGAACUUAAACGCAGCUAGAGACCACAAAAGAGACGACAAAGGCAAGAGGGACCGUAAAAACGAUAAAAACAGGAACAUUAAAAAUGGACCAAAUGUUAUCAAAUCUUCUGGGGUCUUCUCUGAAGGACUGGGGGCAGUGGAGAGGCAGCCCGGACGCUUCGGGUCUUAUGGCAACCGGGAUGGUGGAGGCACACCCGCUGCUACUCUUCAGAAACCUACCAUUAGAGUCAGAGACUUUGUCAAAGUUGACAAAGACCUGGAAGACCAGAAAAUAAGAAGAGUCAUGGGCCAUGACAGCCCCGAGGAUGAGGAAUACGAGGACUUCAAACUGGUUUCUGAAAAAGAUGGUCCCAUCAAGCUGCCCAUGGAUACCGGAGCAUUGGACCGCCCAAAGCCGGUGCAGGUAAAACAGGAGGUGGUCGUGAAGGCGGAGCCUGGCGAGGACGCGGAGAGCACCAGUAAGAACCCUAUAGCGACGGUGCCCGCCCCGAUCGUGGUCAACCUGCUCAAGAAUGACCAACCGACGCUCAUAUUGUUGCAGUUACCCGACUCUCUGCCGGGGCGCGGCAGCGGCGGCGGCGAGCCGGAGCCCUCCACCUCGGGCUCCGCGGGGGACAACAAGGAAGAAGGGCCGCCGACCGAGGGCAGGUGUCGCCUGAGUGACCUGGAGGAGGGCCGCAUCGGCAAGCUACGAGUGCACGCGUCCGGCCGCGUCACGCUCGCUCUCGGGGACACCAUUUUUGAGGUCAGCACCGGUACAAAGGCAGCCUUCUACCAAGAAGCAGUGUCCGUGGCCGCAGACGACUCCUCGCGCUCCGCGAACAUGAUCUCUUUGGGACCCCUACAACACAAACUCAAUCUCACGCCGGAUUGGGAAGCCAUGUUCCAAGAUAUGCCUGUCUAGUGUUCAAAUACAAUUAUACCAUAAAUAGUGUUACAUAUAAGGUGGCUAAAAAAACAUACAUUGGCCUUAAAGUCUAUUACAGACUAUAUAAACUGUGUCAGGUAGGGCGACAACGUUUUUGAUGGCUGUGUAAGCCAAUACGGGAACG
Molecule: messenger RNA, 1285 nt
Organism: Cydia splendana
Lineage: Eukaryota; Metazoa; Arthropoda; Insecta; Lepidoptera; Tortricidae
Gene: RpIIIC53
Product: DNA-directed RNA polymerase III subunit RPC4
Exons: 9
Coding region: 64-1137 (357 amino acids)
Biological process (GO): tRNA transcription by RNA polymerase III
Cellular component (GO): RNA polymerase III complex
Molecular function (GO): DNA binding
Source: RefSeq, a predicted model, not a curated record